GACAAAUAAAGAAAUGGGGAAUACCCUUUCAACCCGCCAAUCGCGUCCGUGGCGAACAUCAAUCAGUGCCACACGUGAUCAAAUGUAUUUAUCUUUAUAAGCCGUAUGGCUAGCAACAGUGGCUUAUCAGUUUGGUGGAGGCACUUCAAGUCAAUGAAUCCGACGCCCCAUUGGCCCUUUCCGUUCGACUGAGUCCAUGAUUAGUCGAAUACCUGGGGCAUGGUGCGCGUGGCGAAAAGGCGGUGCGACAGCGACAGAAGGAUCAAAGAACAGCAAGAGCUGUCAACGGAGUUUCAAAAAUUAUCUUAUCUGUGUAGAGGGUGAUUUACUUUGGUACAAGUUUCAUUUUGGUUUACAGACGCUACUUAUAAAGUUUAUUUCACAGUUAGACGCUAUCGAAAAGUAUGCGCAUAGUACAUUGCACGUGAAAUCAGGUAUACCCGCCGUUUACAAUGCAAAAUUGGUUAAGUAUUGUCGGUCGAAAACUUUGCUCCAACAACGAUAACAAGCAGGUGCAGAAAAUUCACUGUAUCUUUCGGAAAUAACAUGACAGCUAUUGAUUGAACACACGCACAGGUCAAGCAGCCGCAGAAAUAAUUUAUACAAGAGCAUGUAUAUUCUGAAUCCAGAAAGAAAGGUGUAUUAAAGAGAAUAUUAUAAUGGCUGUUUCCGACCCACAUGCUGCAUUUAACUACCCAACUGAUCAGGAUAACUAUGAAACAAGUGUGCAUUCUUAUAACCAUCAAAACCCCGAGGAAACGUGUUCGAUAAGUGCGACCGAAGAUGAGACGAAUGAAAAUGCGCUAGAAUUGACUAAGAACGAGGAAUUGGCAAAAUUAAAAGCGGAGAAAAAAGGGGCUAAGAAAAAACGGCAGAAAGAAAGAAAGAAAGUAGAAAAGGCUAAUAACAGUUGCGAUGCAGAGAAUAAAAACAAUAUAACGGCGCAGUCAAAAAUAAGUUUGAACUCCGUUUUAAGUUGUAAGACUAGCAAGACUAAAACUGCUGAUAAUGCAUCGAAUGAAAAGGUAGAAAUUAUUGAUAAAGAAGAGGAAGCUGACGACGAAUUUUUGGACUUGAAUGCUGCGUUUGUUAAAGUCUCUGUAAAGCAGAAUAAACAUAUCACUCUAAACAAACUGACCGUCUCUAAACCAAACAAAGUUAAUCGACCUGAAGCUAUUGAAAGUUCUGCCUCGUUGCCCCAGUCCGGUAAACUGGACAUGAGCAAAGCAAAUCAUGAUACGGCUGAAAUAUUGGGCAUUCAAAGCUGCAAACUUGUUCUUGUCGAUAAAGAUUUUCAUCGAGCAGUUAAGAUUCUGACUCGGGCCAUUCUCCUUGCUCCAGAUGACCCUCGCCAUUAUAUUAAUCGCAGCUACUGCUACCUCAGACUUGGUCAAUAUACUGCAGCACUGAACGACGCUCAAUUUGUGAAAAAGAAUGUGCGGACAAUGGAACAAUCUAUAAAGGCUCUUGCCCGCGAAGGGCAAGCCUUGCGUGGAUUAAAACAAUACCAUGAAGCAGAGAAGUGUUUUGAAGAAUUAUUGAAGCUAGAUCAACGAAUUGACUGGGUACUCGGAGAAUUGGUUCUGGUACGGUUGAUGCAACUUACAAGUAUGGGUUUUUCUAAAAUGGACUCUCUUAAGGCUCUGCAACAAUGUUCAUCUGUUACUGAUGCAGUGACAUUGUUGACAUCAGGAAAUAUAAGUAGUUCAGAAUUAGAGAGUAAUAUUAAUACGCCCGAGAUCCAAAAUUGCGAUGGCGACGAAGUUUAUUUUUCUGACGACGAAUCAAGUAGCACAAUUUUAUUAUCCAAACUGAUAUCUGAUAUAUCAUACAAAUCUAGUUAUUAUAAAAAUCUACGAUCCCAACCAUUUUCCUCCUCUAAGGCCCAAGAGUUUUGUAGUAGCUUGGAAAGAUCUUUGAAGAGUAGCAUUUCUAUGGAAUCCCUUCAGCGAACCAAUGACAAUGAUCAGUGGGAAGUUCAGGGUAACUCGAAAUCACUAAUGAGCACUUAUAAACCUCAAAAACCAAAAGUUAUAGCAAAUGAUAGCAGUACCAUUUGGGUUGGCAAUAUCGAAAAGAAUGUUACAGACCUUAAAUUACGGGAAUUAUUUUCAAGAUUUGGCUCUAUAAAUUACAUUCGAAGAUUCCCGGAUAAACGUUUCGUGUUCAUUGAUUUCAAUAGUAAAAAAGCUGCAACGAAAGCGUUAAAUAGCAUGAUAAAUUUUCAAGUCAACGGGAUACAAUUACCAGUGAAACCAUCCACAGGUUCUCUGACAAAUAAAUGAGGAAUGCAUUUAUUAUUAUAUCAAUAACAGGAUUUACCUUCAAUUUAAAUAUUUCAUAUUCAGCAUAUACGGCACCUGAUUUGGAAUGCGAAAUCUGGGGGAAAAAAAACUGAUUUUAUUUUUAAUAUUUGUAUGCUUACGUUGUACGAUGUCAAAUCAAGUUUUCGUAUGAUGACGUGUGACAUUUUUAAUUCAUUAUACAUAUUCAUAUUUUCAGCCAAUACUGCAGAAGGAAUUUAUCAAAUAUAUUACAGCCUUCUCAGUUUAAUAGGUUUUCAUGGUUUGUUUUAUUUUUAUUCUACUUUUCUUACUUAUUUGACUUAGAUUAUUUGGAUUGCUUGAAAAUAAGUAAAAACUGUUACUUCGAGUAAUUGUAUGAAAAAGAGACAGCACUCUGAAAUAGGAAUGUGCCGGAUAUCCGUUAACCAUCCGGUAUCCGGCCGGAUUAUCGGAUAGCAAUAAUCUGUUCAGAAGAUAAUUAUACUAUUACUCAAGAUGA
Neodiprion virginianus is the source of this 2784-nucleotide messenger RNA. RefSeq lists its product as uncharacterized. The record is from RefSeq and is a predicted model, not a curated record. Gene Ontology annotation, molecular function: protein binding; RNA binding. The transcript is spliced from 8 exons. The coding region runs from base 660 to 2285 and encodes 541 amino acids. Lineage: Eukaryota; Metazoa; Arthropoda; Insecta; Hymenoptera; Diprionidae.